Molecule: messenger RNA, 2761 nt
Organism: Gasterosteus aculeatus aculeatus (three-spined stickleback)
Lineage: Eukaryota; Metazoa; Chordata; Actinopteri; Perciformes; Gasterosteidae
Product: cullin-1
Biological process (GO): ubiquitin-dependent protein catabolic process
Cellular component (GO): cullin-RING ubiquitin ligase complex
Molecular function (GO): ubiquitin protein ligase binding
Source: RefSeq, a predicted model, not a curated record
CAUGCUUCUGUGGCUGCUGAGUUGAUCUUUGUGCGAACGAAGCAGAGCGGUCGCAGUUAGCAACGGGCGAGCAGAGCCACUCCGAAAGGGAAGCGACACACCGCGGAGGAGGCAGCUUCUGGGGCCGAGCAUCUACACGUAGAGCUGCUCUACAGCGAUAGCGGUGGUCUUAAGAUGGUCACCUGGUGAGGAGUGCCAGCGGUUUUAGGGGGCGGGGCAGACAGCGCCACCCAGGUGUGCAGAGUGGGACUGCAUCCUGCCUCACAACCCAACGACCGGCUUCCCGAAGCGCCGCCGACCGAUGGACCGCGCACUCUGAGAGCAGAGCAGGACACAAGCGACCCGCGGGGUGGGGGGGUUACAACGCCCGCCGAAGCAGCAAAGGGAGGGCAUUGUUGGGUGAAAGGAGAGGACGAGGGGUAUCCGCCAUGUCGUCGAACAGGACCCAGAACCCCCACGGACUGAAACAGAUAGGCCUGGACCAGAUAUGGGACGACCUGCGGGCCGGCAUCCAGCAGGUGUACACGCGGCAGAGCAUGGCCAAGUCGCGCUACAUGGAACUCUACACACAUGUAUAUAACUAUUGUACCAGCGUCCACCAGUCCAGCCAAGGCCGGGGCUCGGUGCCGCCAACCAAGCCCUCCAAAAAGACCACCACUCCGGGUGGGGCUCAGUUUGUAGGCCUGGAGCUCUACAAGCGGCUCAAAGAGUUCCUGAAGAACUACCUGACCAGCCUGCUCAAGGACGGCGAGGAUCUGAUGGACGAGUGCGUCCUCAAGUUUUACACCCAGCAGUGGGAGGAUUACCGUUUCUCCAGCAAGGUCCUCAACGGGAUCUGCGCCUACCUCAACCGCCACUGGGUCAGACGAGAGUGUGACGAGGGGCGCAAGGGCAUCUACGAGAUCUACUCGCUGGCACUCGUGACCUGGAGGGAGUGUUUAUUCCGACCCCUCAACAAACAGGUCACAAACGCUGUGCUGAAGCUGAUCGAGAGGGAGAGGAACGGGGAGACCAUCAACACCCGACUGAUCAGCGGGGUGGUCCAGUCCUACGUGGAGCUGGGCCUGAACGAGGAGGACGCCUACGCCAAAGGCCCCACGCUGUCCGUGUACAAGGAGUACUUUGAGUGUCAGUUCCUCACCGACACGGAGCGCUUCUACACCCGGGAGAGCACGGAGUUCCUGCAGCAGAACCCCGUCACCGAGUACAUGAAGAAGGCGGAGGCUCGUCUGCUGGAGGAGCAGCGCCGCGUGCAGGUUUACCUCCACGAGUCCACCCAAGACGAGCUGGCCAGGAAGUGUGAGCAGGUCCUCAUAGAGAAGCACCUGGAGAUCUUCCACACAGAGUUCCAGAACCUUCUGGAUGCCGACAAGAAUGAAGACCUGGGCCGGAUGUACAACCUGGUCUCGCGGAUCACAGACGGUCUCGGCGAGCUGAAGAAGCUUCUCGAGACUCACAUCCACAACCAGGGCCUGGCCGCCAUCGAGAAGUGUGGCGAGGCCGCGCUCAACGACCCCAAAGUGUACGUGCAGACCACCCUGGACGUCCACAAGAAGUACAACGCCUUGGUCAUGUCCGCCUUCAACAACGACGCCGGCUUUGUCGCCGCGCUCGACAAGGCGUGCGGCCGCUUCAUCAACAACAACGCCGUCACCCGGAUGGCUCAGUCCUCCAGCAAGUCCCCAGAGCUGCUGGCCCGCUACUGCGACUCGCUGCUGAAGAAGAGCUCUAAAAACCCGGAGGAGGCAGAACUGGAGGACACGCUGAACCAAGUGAUGGUCGUGUUCAAAUACAUCGAGGACAAAGACGUCUUCCAGAAGUUCUACGCUAAGAUGUUGGCCAAGCGGCUCGUGCACCAGAACAGCGCCAGCGACGACGCCGAGGCCAGCAUGAUCUCCAAGCUCAAGCAAGCGUGCGGCUUCGAGUACACGUCCAAACUGCAGCGGAUGUUCCAGGACAUCGGAGUCAGUAAAGACCUGAACGAACAGUUCAAGAAACACCUGACCAACUCUGAGCCGCUGGACUUAGACUUCAGCAUCCAGGUGCUCAGCUCGGGCUCGUGGCCCUUCCAGCAGUCCUGCACCUUCGCACUGCCGUCUGAGCUGGAGCGGAGCUACCAGCGCUUCACGGCGUUCUACGCCAGCAGACACAGCGGCAGGAAGCUGACGUGGCUCUAUCACCUGUCCAAAGGAGAGCUGGUCACCAACUGCUUCAAGAACAGGUACACCCUGCAGGCCUCCACCUUCCAGAUGGCCAUCCUGCUGCAGUACAACACAGAGGACAGCUACACGGUGCAGCAGCUGACCGACAGCACGCAGAUCAAAACGGACAUUCUCGUUCAAGUUCUGCAGAUUUUGUUGAAAUCGAAGCUUCUGGUGAUGGAAGACGAGAACGCCAACGUGGACGAGAUGGACUUCAAACCCGACACCGUCAUCAAGCUCUUCCUCGGAUACAAGAAUAAGAAGCUGAGGGUGAACAUCAACGUGCCGAUGAAGACGGAGCAGAAGCAGGAGCAGGAGACGACUCACAAGAACAUCGAGGAGGAUCGGAAGCUCCUCAUUCAGGCCGCCAUAGUGAGGAUCAUGAAGAUGAGGAAGGUCCUGAAGCACCAGCAGCUUCUGGCUGAAGUGCUGAACCAGCUGUCGUCCCGAUUCAAACCCCGAGUCCCUGUGAUCAAGAAAUGCAUCGACAUCCUGAUCGAGAAAGAGUACCUGGAGCGAGUGGACGGGGAGAAGGACACGUACAGCUACCUGGCCUGAAU